GUCCUGGGGCUCUCGCAGCUACUGCGGAAUCAACUGGAAAGGACCAAGUGGGCAAGACCUUUGGUCGAACCCCAGACGGUACAGGUAUGUAUUUCACUCCUUACCUCAGAAGACUUCAGAUGUCGUCUCAUUCCUCGCUUUAUACCCUGUUGGAAGCUGCUAAACCGUUGCUUCGUGAUGUGAUGCCUGACCCGGUUGUUCUCCCAUUGAAUAGUAUUCACGGUGCCGCAAACCCACGACAUGGUCUCUCAGCUCUUGUCACCAUCAGAGCCGAAGAAUCUAUCGGACAUUAUUGUCUUGGCCAUUCUGGCUGCUCACAUUCUCCUACUAUGGAAGCUCCCUGCAGGAGCCAAGGCCCCCGUUUUUGCAGUUAUUUACCUCUUUUGGCGGACAGGUUACAAUGCGGGGAUUGGAUGGCUACUCCACAACCAAUCUCACCACAAGACGCUUGUCCGUUGGGCUGAGAAGUACAAGAUUUUCGUGAAUCCCGCUACCGGGAAAAACCCACACCCUCAACUGUACAACUGGAUCAAGUGGGAGCUAGAAGCCAAGAUCCCCGACGACUAUUCCUUCGAGAAAGCCCCAAUUGAGUAUAACACCUGGCUCGUUUUUAGACGCCUGGUGGACUUGAUCUUGAUGUGCGACUUUACGUCGUACUGUCUCUUUGCGAUAGCCUGUAGCCACCACCCUGCUAACGAAAGCGUCUUGAUGACUAUUCUGCGCUGGACGUCCGGUAUUGCGUUGGUUUUGUUUAAUCUUUGGGUCAAAUUAGAUGCGCACCGGGUCGUCAAGGACUAUGCUUGGUACUGGGGGGAUUUCUUCUACCUCAUCGACCAGGAGUUGACCUUUGACGGUGUCUUUGAGAUGGCUCCUCACCCUAUGUAUUCGGUCGGGUAUGCCGGUUAUUACGGUAUUUCACUGAUGGCCGCAAGCUAUAAAGUGCUAUUCAUCUCCAUUAUCGCCCAUGCAGCUCAAUUCGCCUUCCUUGUGUUGGUUGAGAACCCACACAUUGACAAAACGUACAACCCACCCCCUCGCAAACGUACCGCGGAUCAAGACUCGGUGUCUACAGCAUCGCAGUCUCUGGAGUCUCCAAAUGCGCCAUCUCCAGUCGAUGAUCAAUUGCCCCACGCGCCAAAAUUCAGCAGCCCGCCCCCUUCCGUCCACAAUCUGUUAGGACUCAACAAUUUAGACUUGUAUCGGACCACGGACACUUCUUCCAUGCUUGUCCAGUUCCUUAUGUUCUCUUUAACUAUCCUGACGCCUUCAACACCCUGGUACCAGUUUUUCUUCGUGGUUAAUGCCGCACUCUGGAGACUCUGGUACUCAGUGGGUAUCGGCUACCUGCUGAAUCGUCAGUCCAAUUGUAAGGCAUGGACCCGCCAUUUUGUCAAGUAUGGCGAAACGCCCCAUGAGGCAUGGAGCCAAUGGAAAGGCACGUAUCACUUAAGCAUGAUUAUGUGUUACUCAAGUUUCAUCGCCGCCGUCUGGAAGAUGUAUACCCUGCCCUUAGACUGGGGUUAUGGCCUCGUGCUACUUCGCCAUGUCCUAGGUGCGGGCCUCAUUAGCCUGCAGAUCUGGACGUCUGUGAGUAUCUAUGAGUCGCUGGGUGAGUUUGGUUGGUUCUACGGAGAUUUCUUCUUCGAUGAAUCGCCCAAACUGACGUACAAUGGCAUCUAUCGCUUUUUGAAUAACCCUGAGCGGGUGCUCGGUCUGGCAGGCGUCUGGGGUGCGGUUCUUAUCACUACUAGUGGUGUAAUCGCUUUCCUUGCCUUCAUGAGCCACAUCCUCAGCCUGGGAUUCAUUCAAUUUGUCGAACGACCUCAUAUGCAAAAGCUGUACGGCCGGGGCCUGCGCCAGGAUGCAGGACUGGUGAAGAGCUUGAAGCGAUCCUUACCUCCAUCCCUCAAGCAACUUCACGGAAGUGUCGACAAGAUGUUUGAUGAUUCAUAUGAAUUCAUCGAAGAAAUCAUUGACUCUGCACGUCCAAAACUUGCCGCUGGCGUAAAUACCUUCGUUCAGGAUACGACCGCACUCUUCCAGAAGUAUCCAGCUCGUGUGACCAUUUCUCGCAUUGACGCAGACCUAGCUGGAUAUGAUUCACGAGACUAUUCUUUGUCGAUCGAAGGCACUGACUCGUUACCUCUGGAGGAGUGUGAUCUCAGUAGAGAAGGCGCCAAUGCCCGCACACCCCUUGAUAGACGUGGUGAAGUGAAAAAUCUGGUGUUCCAGUAUGGAUCACCAGUAAAGGUCAAGUGGACCGCUCCCCUCAACCACCACAAGAAAGAUUGGAUUGGGCUCUAUAGGGUGAUCGACAACACAUCUCGAGAGGUCACACGCGUCUCUUCCCAAGGAAGAUGGGUCGCCGUAAACGAGGGCUUUUACGAUAAUCUCACAUGUGAAAAGGGCAUCAUUACAAGCGAUGUGGUCGUCUCUACUUCCAACGGCGAGGAUGGGGAUAAGCAUGAAAUCGCUACCGGUGAGAUUGUCUUUUCCGGAGACAAGCUCUUCUGGACUCAAGGCGUGUUCGAAUUCCGUUAUCACCACAAUGGCAAGCACAAUGUCAUGGCUAUCUCACGACCCUUUGAGGUCAAGAUUCCUCGAUUUGAAGAGGAGGAUGAUCGCUUGGAAAUAUCCCAGACUGCAGUUGAAAUGAGUCUGUUACCUGUUGUCCAGAACUGUUUCGAUCGUGACCCGGAAAUCGCACCAGAGACAGUGGAAGAGCAAUUUGGCAGCCUAGUUGAUCGCGAUAGCAAAUAUGCAAAGCGAGUCGUAUUUGCUGUGCACCAAAUGUUUGGUGUUGAAUUCGCCACCGAGGUCGUUCGAUCCGACGGCAACGUCCACAACCUCGCCUGGCGAAUCUGCAACGCAAAGAGAGUCCUGGCUCCCUACAGCAUGUCCAGAAACGGUGCAUCUACACCAACAGAUGGGAAAGAAGACUAACGAUGGAAAGAAAGAAAUACAACUUUUCCAUGAGAUGAUCUAACGAGCGGUGUUUCUUGUUUUCUGCCUAUCACUAUAACUGAAAGGAGAAAGAACAGACGAGGGGGAAAAAAAAAUAACUCAUGGCUGAUUUACCAGACCGGUCUAGGUUUAUGCCCGGGUCUAGAUGCGAAUGCCUGUUAUGUGGUGUGGAUGAAAUGGAAAGAUUUGAAAUGAAUUGCUUCAUUUGGAAGAUACCCGGACUGGA
This is a messenger RNA of Aspergillus ochraceoroseus IBT 24754, 3190 nucleotides long. RefSeq names its product phosphatidylethanolamine N-methyltransferase. The coding region runs from base 241 to 2943 and encodes 900 amino acids. The record is from RefSeq and is a predicted model, not a curated record. Gene Ontology annotation, biological process: phosphatidylcholine biosynthetic process. NCBI's taxonomy places the organism in Eukaryota, Fungi, Ascomycota, Eurotiomycetes, Eurotiales, Aspergillaceae. Gene Ontology annotation, molecular function: phosphatidylethanolamine N-methyltransferase activity. The transcript has 3 exons.